This is a messenger RNA of Mus pahari (shrew mouse), 1240 nucleotides long. It is a transcript of the gene Dnajc24, whose product is annotated as DnaJ heat shock protein family (Hsp40) member C24. The record is from RefSeq and is a predicted model, not a curated record. Gene Ontology annotation, biological process: positive regulation of ATP-dependent activity. Gene Ontology annotation, molecular function: ATPase activator activity; ferrous iron binding. The coding region runs from base 499 to 945 and encodes 148 amino acids. NCBI's taxonomy places the organism in Eukaryota, Metazoa, Chordata, Mammalia, Rodentia, Muridae. The transcript is spliced from 5 exons.
UUGCUCAAGGUAAGGUAAGAGGAACCUGGGAUGAAGGUGCACCUUAGAUGUGGAGGGAUGCAAAAUCGUGGUGUCGGAGCAAAGGAAGAAUUAGAGCAAAACGAAGAAAGGCAUUUCUUCACGACAAGAUACCUCUCACUGUUAACAAACCUCACAAACCCAGACGCGUUACCAUAGCGACCGCGUCUGGACUGGAGGCCCGGCCUUGCAGUUUAGUGCACCACCAACUAGGGCGCGACUGGAAACGCACUCCCGCUGUACUCCGACUUCCGGCGGAAAAGAAAGUGGGUUCCGCGCUCCGUCGUCCGGCUGCCGCAGCAAGUGGACUCCUGCUCCAGUGUGAAGCGCGGUAGGUCUGACGCUGUGUGGAGCCAGGGGACGGCAUCAGCAGGGACAGCCUCGACUGGGUGGACGUCUGCGUGUGGACGCCGCCGGUCCCCAGGCUGCGGCUGCUUCUGGGUCAUCAGAGAAGGCUCCUUUCUAGUUCAAAGGGCGCUGAUGGCUUUUGAGCAGACACUCAAAAAGGAUUGGUACAGCAUUCUGGGUGCAGAUCCAUCUGCAGAUGUGUCAGACCUAAAACAAAAGUAUCAGAAACUCAUAUUACUGUAUCAUCCAGAUAAACAAAGUACAGAUGUGCCAGCCGGAACCAUGCAGGAGUGUAUGCAGAAGUUUAUUGAAAUUGAUCAGGCAUGGAAAAUUCUAGGGAAUGAAGAAACCAAGAAAAAGUAUGACCUGCAGCGGCAUGAAGAUGAGCUAAGAAAUGUGGGGCCAGUAGAUGCACAGGUGCGCCUUGAAGAGAUGUCCUGGAACCAAGAUGAUGAGUCUUUCUCCCUGAGCUGUCGAUGUGGUGGGAAAUACACUGUCUACAAGGAUGAAGCCCAAGAAGCAAACCUCAUCUCCUGUGAUACGUGCUCACUGAUGGUGGAGCUCCUUCCUCAGAGCUGAGCUGUGUCUUCCGUCGUGGGAUCCUUUACUACAAGGACACAGAUGCUUUCUCCUUAUUAGCUGUAAACUUUGUGAAGAUAAGAUGAAGUCUUCAAGCAAAGACCACUUCAGAUUAGCAAAUUAAUUCAGUUUUUUAUAUGUAUCUAAAAAUGUAAAUUAUAGGAUAUUACAAAAAGGAUAAAUAAUAUUUAAAAAAACUUUUUUAUAUUUUUUAAUUUUUAGCUAACAACUUUUGUUUUCUCUUUGGUACAAACUAAUUUCCUUUUUGAAGUAUAAAUAUCUUUUUCAAAAAUCA